Venustampulla echinocandica is the source of this 945-nucleotide messenger RNA. RefSeq lists its product as uncharacterized. The record is from RefSeq and is a predicted model, not a curated record. The coding region runs from base 1 to 945 and encodes 314 amino acids. The transcript has a single exon. NCBI's taxonomy places the organism in Eukaryota, Fungi, Ascomycota, Leotiomycetes, Helotiales, Pleuroascaceae.
AUGUCGGUUACGAGGAAGGUUCAGCUGGUGCUCCUGUUUGGGGGGUCGCUUUUACCCGCAGGAACGACAAUGUAUCGACUUCCCCACAUCAUCGAUCGUCAUGGCAGCCAGCAAUAUCGCUCUCUGAUGGCCUCUGUGGAGAUUUUAUUUGCGACCGCUGUUGCCAACGCCCUGGUGCUUGGGUCCUUUAUUCGCGAUAAAGGCGUAAAGAAGCAGAGAUGGAAGCUCGGGUCCAUUAGCGACAGCAUCGAGAGGAUGCCGAGUAGAAGGGGUCCAGCGAUGCGCCAUUGGGGGAGCGACGAAGACCUUGUCCGAGAUUUAGGUUUAGGCGUGGAUCCUGAAUUAAGAAGUGCGAGGCCGGCACCUCGUCCUGCUCCAAUGGCCACAGCGGGAAAUGUACCUGUAAAGGCACACAAGAGUAGAGACAUGAAGGAUUGGCAAUUUCAUGGCGCCGGACGAAGUGAAGCAAGCGAUGAAAUCGUCCUGAUGAAGAUGGCCCACGGUGGACUCGGUCCAGAUGAAAUUUCGCCCGUACACUCACCGCAGAAGGUUUCGUUCUUCGACGUCGGCGGGUUAUUGGACGAUGAUCAGCCCCGAACCACCAGCUCCGACAGGAUUACAGACACAGAUGGCGAGAGUUCAAUUCAACUUCCACAACAUGAGCAUGGGCUUUCACCCACGCCGGCCCGCAGGGGUUCCGCAGCGUUGCUAUAUGACCUAGGUGGAUUUCUCAGUCCAAGAAAGGAACGAACUCCACAGCAACCCCGAAGCUACGAGCUUCAGACAAUGCAACAGCAACCUCAGGGGGGUCGGCGUGGGUCGGCAAGCCCAGCCAAACCUGAGCGUCAACCGACAAGGCUCUCAUUACAGGAUGUAGGAGGCCUGUUGAGCGGUUUUUCUCCGCAAUCGCAGUCGCAAUCGCAAUCUCUGCAACCCAGGGAAUAA